This is a messenger RNA of Colletotrichum tamarilloi, 2751 nucleotides long. RefSeq names its product tetratricopeptide. Gene Ontology annotation, cellular component: transcription repressor complex. Gene Ontology annotation, molecular function: protein binding; chromatin DNA binding; RNA polymerase II cis-regulatory region sequence-specific DNA binding. Bases 1 to 2751 code for a protein of 916 amino acids. Lineage: Eukaryota; Fungi; Ascomycota; Sordariomycetes; Glomerellales; Glomerellaceae. The transcript has 5 exons. Gene Ontology annotation, biological process: negative regulation of transcription by RNA polymerase II. The record is from RefSeq and is a predicted model, not a curated record.
AUGGCAAACCAUCACCCUUCGCCAACCAUGGCCAUGCAGGGGCAGCAGCACGGCGGCCCCCCUGGACCCCCUCCGCCGCCGGGCAUGCAGCAAGGGCAGAACUAUGCACCUUCGCGACAAAUCCUCCUCAUGAACGAAGCUGUCUGGAUGCAGAUUGGCAGUUUUGCUGAGCUUCUCGGUAACCUCGAGGAGGCAAUGAAGGCCUACGAUCGCGCCCUCCAAGCAAACCCGCAGUCGGUCGCGGCCAUGAAUGCCAUCAGUUUGAUCCUGCGAACGCGCGAAGAGUUUCACAAGGCAGUUGACUACCUGCAAGCAAUACUCAAAAUCGACAACACCAACGGCGAGGCAUGGGGCAGCCUGGGUCACUGCUACCUUAUGAUGGACGACUUGCAGCAAGCCUACGCCGCAUAUCAGUCCGCCUUGGUCAACUUGAGGAGCCCCAGGGUUAGUAGCGCUGCCUCCGGCUCUCUGGGUUCUCCAAAUACUAAUACAGCACAGGAGCCCAAGCUAUGGUAUGGCAUUGGUAUCCUUUACGACAGAUACGGCUCUCUUGAGCAUGCCGAAGAGGCCUUUUCUCAGGUUAUGCAAAUGCAGCCCGACUUCGAAAAGGCCAACGAAAUUUACUUCCGUCUCGGAAUAAUAUACAAGCAACAGCAGAAGUACGGCCAGAGUCUAGAGUGCUUCAAGUACAUCGUUAACUCCCCACCCCCUCCUCUCACCGAGGAGGACAUCUGGUUCCAAAUUGGCCACGUUCACGAGCAGCAGAAGGAUUACGACAGUGCCAAGGCUGCGUACCAGAGAGUUCUGGAACGCGAUCCUAGUCACGCAAAGGUUCUGCAACAGCUGGGCUGGCUUCAUCAUCAGCAGAGCAGCAGCUUCCAGAGCCAAGAGCGAGCUAUCGAGUUCUUGGAGAAGUCCGUUGCCGCCGACCAAGGCGACGCGCAAAGCUGGUACCUUCUUGGUCGGUGCUACAUGUCUCAACAAAAGUAUCCCAAGGCAUAUGAAGCCUACCAACAGGCCGUCUACCGCGAUGGAAGGAAUCCGACUUUCUGGUGCUCUAUCGGAGUACUGUACUACCAGAUCAACCAAUAUCGCGAUGCCCUCGACGCGUACUCUCGUGCCAUCCGGCUCAACCCCUUCAUUUCCGAGGUCUGGUAUGACUUGGGCACAUUGUACGAAUCUUGCAACAACCAGAUCAGCGAUGCGCUUGACGCCUACCAGCGCGCUGCAGAGCUUGACCCUCAGAACCCUCACAUCAAGGCUCGUCUGCAGUUGCUGAGAAACGGUGGCGCCAACGGAGGACAGCCUCCCAGCGCUCCCCAGCCUGCCGAUGUCCAUCCCCAGGCUUACCAGGUCGGCCCUCCGGCUCCCCAGUGGGGAAGCUCUGCUCCUCAGUCGCAGCAGCAAGGACAGCAGCCUCCUCCGCCUCCGGGACCCGGCGGUCCUGGAAGCAACGGCUGGGGUCGGCUUGCGGACAUCAACCCUCCUCCUCAGCCACCCAACCCGUAUGAGCAGCGUGGCGAGUUCCGUGGCCCAGCUCCCCCCAUGCCGCGACAGCCUAGCCCGAGACAAGAGCAGCAACAGCAGCAGCAACAACAACAGCAGCAGCAGCAACAACACGGUGGUCGCCCGCCGUAUCCCGAGCCGCUUCGUCGGAUGGCUAGCCCGCCAUCUCACUACGCAGGACCGCCGCAGCCGCCUCAGCAGCAACAGCAGCCUCAGGGUCCUCCCACGUCUGCGCCGCGCACCAUCAACCCCAACUACACUCAGCCGUCUUCUGCUCAGAUGCCUCCUAUGAACGUCGGCCCCAAUGGCCCUCCUAGCCAGCCGCCUCACUUCCGCGGCACCAACAGUCCCCGGCCUGGCGAGAGGCCCAUGCAUGACAACCGCAUGCCCUCCCCCAAGUCGGCGUACCCCCAACACCAACCUCCUCCGCCACCGCCGUACAGCCAUCACCCUGACGGCCCCACCCCCGGACCCAUGGAGGCUAAUGCCCCGCCUCCACCUCCUCCGGGCUCGAUCACCGGAGACCCUGCAUCGCAGCGCAAUGAGCAUGACCGUCCUCCUUCUGUGGGCCCCAAGCGCAUGCGUGAGUGGGAGGAGGAGUCCUCUCACAAGCGACCGGCCAACGACGAGAACCGAGCCAGGCUCGACGACGUUCGCCCUCGCCGCCCAUCGACUCCUCCGGGACCCCGGGACCAGUACCGCCGCAACUCGUCAGAGGCACGCCGUUUUGAGGACCAACGCCGUGCCGAAGACCAGCGGAGAGCGGAUGAUCAGAGAAGGGCAGAGGACAUUCGGAGGGGCGAGGAGCAGCGCCAUGCCAACGACGGGUACCAUCCGUCAGAGGCCGCGCACCACCAACCCAACCACCCUAUGCCCAACAACCAUCUCCCGCCGAUGCAGUCUGCUGCUGCGCCGAUGCAGAACAUCCUCCAUGACGGACCGCAGAACGGACCCGGGCCUGCUUCCGGGCCCGCUCCCGGCGUCAAGGAGUACCCCGCUGAAGAGCGCCCGCCUCUUGAGCACACCCCUGCUCCCCGGCCUCCGCAGCCCAGCGAGCCCGAACGUGCAGCGAGAAAGAUGGACGUUGAUGAGGACUACGACGAUAGCGGUGAGGAUGAGAAAAAGGGCGCCGCCGCCACUACCAACGGGUCGGGUCCGGCUCCGGCGUCGGGAGAGACUAAGACGCCUACGAGCGCAAGCAUCAACGGCCUGAUGGGGCCAACUCCCAAGGUUGAGUCGACUUAA